CGCGGAUCCUGCGGAGCGGCCGGCGUGCGGCGGCGUGCGGCGGACGGCCCGGCAGGGUCCUCGCGGGUCCUCGGCGCGCCCGGGGGAGGGCCCUCUUUGUGGCUGCAGUUGGCAAGAUGGCGCCGGUGGGGGUGGAGAAGAAGAUGCUGUUGGGCCCCGACGGGCCCGCUGUGGCGGCGGCCGGCGACCUGACCACUGAGGAGGAGGAAGGCCAAAGCCUGUGGUCCUCGAUCCUGAGCGAAGUGUCCACACGCGCUAGGUCCAAGCUGCCGUCCGGCAAGAACAUUCUGGUCUUCGGUGAAGAUGGUUCUGGGAAAACAACCCUCAUGACUAAGCUACAAGGAGCUGAGCACGGCAAAAAAGGAAGAGGCCUAGAGUAUCUCUACCUCAGCGUCCACGACGAGGACCGAGAUGAUCACACGCGCUGCAAUGUGUGGAUUCUGGAUGGAGACUUGUACCACAAAGGCCUGUUGAAGUUUGCAGUUUCUGCUGAGUCCUUGCCGGAGACCUUGGUCAUUUUUGUUGCAGACAUGUCUAGGCCUUGGAUUGUGAUGGAGUCACUACAGAAAUGGGCUAGUGUUUUACGUGAGCACAUUGAUAAAAUGAAAAUUCCACCAGAAGCAAUGAGGGAGCUAGAACAGAAGUUUGUGAAAGACUUCCAAGACUAUGUCGAGCCUGAAGAAGGUUGUCAAGGUUCCCCACAAAGAAGAGGGCCUCUGACCACAGGCCUGGAGGAAGAAAAUGUUUCCCUGCCUCUUGGUGACAACAUGCUGACUCAUAACCUGGGGAUCCCAGUGUUGGUGGUGUGCACAAAGUGUGAUGCAGUGAGUGUCCUGGAGAAGGAGCACGAUUACAGAGAUGAGCACUUUGACUUCAUCCAGUCACAUCUUCGGAGGUUCUGCCUCCAGUAUGGAGCUGCCUUGAUUAACACAUCAGUGAAGGAAGAGAAAAACCUUGACUUGUUGUAUAAAUACAUUGUUCAUAAAACAUAUGGUUUCCACUUUACCACACCUGCCUUAGUUGUGGAAAAGGAUGCAGUUUUCAUACCUGCAGGCUGGGACAAUGAAAAGAAAAUAGCAAUUUUACAUGAAAAUUUCACAACAGUGAAGCCAGAAGAUGCAUAUGAAGACUUCAUUGUGAAGCCCCCUGUGAGAAAGCUGGUCCAUGACAAAGAGUUGGCAGCGGAGGAUGAGCAGGUGUUCCUAAUGAAGCAACAGUCACUCCUUGCCAAGCAGCCAGCCACACCUACGAGAGCCUCUGAAUCCCCUGCGAGAGGACCCUCUGGCUCUCCGAGAACCCAGGGCCGGGGAGGGCCUGCUAGUGUGCCCAGUGCCUCCCCAGGCACAUCGGUCAAGAAGCCUGAUCCAAACAUCAAAAAUAAUGCAGCAAGUGAAGGAGUGUUGGCCAGCUUCUUCAACAGUCUGUUGAGUAAAAAGACAGGCUCUCCUGGAAGUCCUGGUGCUGGUGGGGUGCAGAACACAACCAAGAAGUCAGGACAAAAGACUGUGUUGACAAAUGUUCAGGAAGAACUGGAUAGAAUGACUCGAAAACCAGACUCCAUGGUAACAAACUCUUCAACAGAAAAUGAAGCCUGAUCCUCCUAAAAAAGUGUUUAUGUAAAAUGACCAAAUAACUAUGUAUAUUGAUCUGCUAAGACCAGGAUUUUUCUGAUAUGGCACAUGCUAUCAGUUUUUUGGGGCAGGGGAGAUGAACUUAAAAAAAACAAAAACAAAAACUUAACUGGCUUGUCCAAGUGUGAAAUGCACAUUUAGGAAGAUUACAUGUCAAACCCCUUUGCUAAGGAUAACCCUUGGACUCUCGGACAUGUGGCUUCGUGGGAAGUAAGUACAGUCAGACUUCUUGUGGAGGGGAAGAUAGAUUGAGAGAAAAAGGGCCCAGCUUCUAACAGGACAAAGCAAGUAAGAUGAGGAAAUCAUGAUCAGAUGGUGGUUAGUCUGACCAGUUGUGUGUUAGCAAGUUCAGUUGUUCUUGGGAAGCAGAUUAAGUAGCAGAAAGUUCAGAAAAGAGAAAAGACUCAAAAGAAGAAUGAGAGAAGUGAUGGUGGGGAAGUCAGACGUUGAGGGAGGUGGAGGAAGAAGGAGAUGAGCAGUGUUAGUAAGUACUGUGUGUUCAGUAGGAGUCAAAUAAGCAUUAAGACUUAAAUUUAGAAGCGUUUCCAAACUAAACACUAAGCCAAAUGGAAAUUAGACUUGUUCUGAAUGCAUCUUUAACUUGGGAAAGAUGUGGUAAGUAUGGGGUGCCUGGGGCAGGUGGAGCUGACACGGGUUAAGAUGGCAGGUUGCCCAGGCCCCAUGUGCUUGGCCCAGUCCAUGUCCUUGUAGGAGGCACUGGGCCCCACACAUGUACAUCGUGUGGCAGUCACUGUGGGGUGUGUUUAAAGUCAGCAGUUAAAAAGUUAGUUUACUUUGAGUUGUGUUUUCUAAAUAGUUCCUGCUUUGUUUUAAGUUAAAUUUUUUUUUUUUUUUUUUUUUUAAUUUACUACCAAACACUGGCUUACUAAUAGAGAAUGGGUAUCCCAUCCUUAUGUUUUAUUGUAAUGCAAUGAGCUACAGAAAGUUUGAGGGAGGUUUUAUUGUAAUUGCACUCUGGUAAUUGGCUUGCACCAGUCCCUGCCUUACAGUCCGUGGAAACCUCCAUGAUUUUCACUGAUGCAAAGGGUCUUGUCCUAGCUCCCUGGUCUGAUCAGUGCUGUCAGAUGGAAAAAUAAGUGUGAAUGUUUUGUACUGAAAGUGGAAAUGAUGCAUUUCUCUUGUUUUGGGUUUUUCAUAAAAUGUUUUUGUUUUUUUUUUUAUGGAAAUGAGUGUCACGUGUCUCCCCAUUUAGUACAAGUUUAUGCAUAUUGUCAUGUCACACCACCAUUCUGGAAAUGACUUCUGUGGAUUUGAAAUGGCACUUUUAAUUUUAUAUAUGACACAGAGCAUUUGAAAGCAAACACUACCAUAAAUUUUUAAUGUCUGAAACAUUUGUUGUCAAACCAAGGGGGAAAAACCACAGUUCACAUGUGUAGAGUUUACUUUUUUUAUAAGAAUGUUUGUUGUGUUGUGUCUGAGCAGAACUUCCCUAAUGUCUUUAUUUUUACAUACCAGAUUUGAUUUGACCACUAGUAUAGUACUGGGUGUAACUUAAUUUCCUAUGUUAUGUAACAAGACUCUAAUUCUGUCUUGAAUUGCUUUUUUGUAAAGGUCUGAACACUGUUAAGGAGAAAGCUGAGUUAUUUACAUUUCUUUCUGACAAACAUAAAAACAUUUCUGGUGCCAGUUUUAUUCUUGAAAAUAUGCUGUUUUUUCCCCUUGUUAAUUCAGUUAAAAAAAAAAAUCUGGCUUCCAGUUACAAGGUUGUCUAGGUAAUGACAGUAAACUGACUGUGGAAUGAUGGGUGUGGUGUAGUGACCAAUUGAUGCCGAACAGCUUGUGGCCACAGUAAAGAUGGAUCACUUACUCCCUCUGUGGCAGCUGGGGGUGGGAGUGAGGCAAAAUGAGUGACUCAGAAGCAAGAGUUCUUGGAAAGGCACUUGUCUAAGAUGGAUACAGUGUGAUUUUAAGUUAUAAUGCAGAGUUUCAUUUUUAUUUUUUUGUCAUUUGAACUGAUAAGCACUUUUUGUGUCAAUAUAAAAUGUGCUAAAACUGAUGGAAUGCUAAGACACCUGUCUUGUGAAGGAAAGUUUCUGGGAGAUCAUUUUUAGUUUCUCAUGACAAGCAGAUGCUCCUAGUAUCAGAAGACACUGACGCAUAGUGUCAUGUGCUCAGUGGUUGCCAAAGUCUACCAACUUUGGGGAGCUGCAGGGUUCUUUUUGGGGGGUGGGGAGAGGGGAGAUAUUUUUUAUUAUUUUGGGGUUUUCAAGCAUUGGAACCAAAGGCCAAACAAUAUACAGCCUUUACUUUUUUAAAGUAAAAUUAAUUUUAUUUGCAGAAUACACUUAUAUGGUAGACUGUUGAAAGACAAUUUUAUGACUAUUUAUAUGCAUUAUAGUGGUUACAUCUGCUGUUUGUCUUUAAAAUGGAGAAAAGUCAAAGAAAUAAUCCCAACCUUGAAGAUGUGGCUGAGAUAAAAAGGCCAUGAAUUGGCCUUUCCUAAAAAUGCAAUGAGUAUGCUGCUAGAUUUUUUAUUUUAUUUGCACUUUUUUUUUUGAUUGGCAUUUUAAAAUCAGUAUUUAAACUGAAAACAUUGUCAUGUUUUGUUAAUUUAACAAAGUUGAAAGUGACUGCUCUGUACAUCAUUACCUUAACAAUGUUGAUGCUGUAAGUGAAAGUUCACUGUUGUCUAUAUACUAAGUUUAUGGUGUUUUAACUUAAAAUUAGGACUGCAGAUUAUCACCCACCAGUCUUAGUCCAGGGGUGUGGCUCCAUCCAGGUGCAGUAUGCAGUCAUGUGGAACCUUGCUUUCUAGUGCUGGAAAAAAAAGAUGUCUCUAAUUACUGGCUUCAAUAAACAUGAAUCCAGAUGGCUUACAA
Choloepus didactylus (southern two-toed sloth) is the source of this 4471-nucleotide messenger RNA. RefSeq names its product dynein cytoplasmic 1 light intermediate chain 2 (gene DYNC1LI2). Gene Ontology annotation, cellular component: cytoplasmic dynein complex; centrosome. Lineage: Eukaryota; Metazoa; Chordata; Mammalia; Pilosa; Megalonychidae. The record is from RefSeq and is a predicted model, not a curated record. Gene Ontology annotation, molecular function: dynein heavy chain binding. Gene Ontology annotation, biological process: microtubule cytoskeleton organization; microtubule-based movement. Bases 117 to 1595 code for a protein of 492 amino acids. The transcript has 13 exons.